This is a messenger RNA of Saccostrea cuccullata (small rock oyster), 1545 nucleotides long. RefSeq lists its product as uncharacterized. The transcript has a single exon. The coding region runs from base 6 to 893 and encodes 295 amino acids. The record is from RefSeq and is a predicted model, not a curated record. NCBI's taxonomy places the organism in Eukaryota, Metazoa, Mollusca, Bivalvia, Ostreida, Ostreidae.
ACAAGAUGUCAAAAUUUAUGUUUCAUAUAAGAUUUUCUUGUGAGGAGGAUUAUCUUCACCAGCACGAACUUUAUGAGAUGCUGAGAUCGAGGAAUUUAUAUCAGGUGCAAUUUGAUUUGAAGAAGAGACUGGAAAAGCGCAUUCGGUCCAUAGAGCAGGCAGAGAAGAUGCAAAUCGCAACUUCUCAAAGCAAGAAAACUAUGUUUCUUCACACAGUUAAAGAACGGAUAAAGAAGAGAAACCGAUUUGGAGAAAGAUACAAACGCCAUUUUUCAAUGGGGGACGUGGAGGAGGGAGCAGAUGAGGCAUCCAGAACUCCCCGAAUACAGCCCAGGCAACAAAAAGAUCCACCGAGAACAGACGAAAGAGAAAUCUCUAGAAGUCAAACGGCACCAGAAAUGGGAGUGCCAAAAUCAUUUAAGGAAGUAGAGCCCCCAUUGGAAGAAGAAGUUACGUCAUUGAGACGCAACGUCACAUUUUGCGGAAAAUCGUUUCCGAUGGCAAAAAGCGCAAAACGCCGCUCGAGACCUCAGCAUCUUCAGUCAGUUGAAGAAGAUAAAGAGAUUGUAGAACCAACAGAGGAUGGACACAACAGUGGAAGUGAUUUACGCUUACCAGACAUAAAGCAAGAGACCCCAAAAAACGACGAAGGAAGAAAAGAACGUACAUUGUCUCCCGAAAAGCUGGCUGUUGUGAAAAAUAUGUCUAUGUAUGAGUCCGGCGUUACGGCACCGGACGGUCGCCUGAUACUAUCUAGGGAGGACUAUGAUGAAUUCAUUGACCAGUACCGUCAGGCGCAGAAGAAAUGGCUCAAAAAACAGAGACGAAAGAGUGAAAGUCUAGAGGAGAAAAUUAAAAACUUUAAAAUUGUGGACGAAGAACCGUCGUAUUGACGCGCAGUUCUUCUAACCUUAAAUUUUUACAUAUUUACCCGAGUGAUUAUGGCUUUCAUUCGAAUCAUUGGAACAAUUUCUUGUGUAUUUAGUGUCUUUUACUUUCUUCAUAAUGGUUGAAGGCCAGGACUCCUUAUCGGUAUACUUCAUGCCAAUUAAAAGGAAUUAUUCGCCACAGGAAUAACAGAUACAGGGAUUUGAAAGUGUUUAUAUUCACAUUAACGAUUGAUUGAAACUUUUUGUCACGUACUUUGUCUUAGUUUAGCAAACAGCAAGCUGCAAUUUGCUGUACAUUUGUGAAAGGAGGAUCAAGGUUAAAAUUCGGCUAAAAGAGACGUUAAAAAAACAAAUUUAUUUCCAAAAUUUUGAUAACAAAAAGGUCUGGCGAUGCCAUUAAAAAUUAUUUCCAAAAUUUUGAUAACAAAAAGGCCGAGGACAAUAAUUCAUCAAUAUGCAAGUAAUAUCAUGUGCCGCUUUUCGCAGCUUUUGUAUAGAUCUUGAUCCUAUUGCCAAUGUCAAAAUUAAAGGGAAAAGUUUGUAUUUCAACGUGAAAAAAUAAAAUGGCAAAAUAAUUACCUGGCUAUUGUUGAAUGAUUAACGACACAAUAAAGUUUUAAUUACGAACGAUUAAAAUCAAGAUUAAACUGAUCAA